AUGAACUCGGCGCCGGACGCCAUUGUCCACUACGUCCUCUCCCGGAUGAGCAAUGCCAGGGACCUGGCGAGCUGCACCUGCGUGUCGCGGCGGUGGAAGGAGACCGUCCCAUACGUGCCGGCACUGUACUUCCCCCGCAACGCGUUCGAGGGAAUGCCGCUCUCGCACGCCGACGCCGUCAUCGGCCGCAUGAUCUCUCAAUCCCUCCGCCUCGAGGAUCUCGUCAUCUACUGCCCCUUCUCCGCCGCCGUCCUCUCCUCCUGGAUCUCUCUCAAGGCCCCCUCCCUCCGCCGCCUGGAGCUCCGCGUAGACAGCCUCGUCGAAAAGGGCGGUGGUAGCGCCGUCGCCUCCUCCGGCCGGCUCGACUGCAUCUCCUCCGCCCGGGGAUUGGAGUCCCUCAAGCUCUGGGGGGUCUGUCUCACCGCCUCCCCCAACUGGAGCCCCUUCCUGAAUCUGCGGACCAUGGAGAUCGUCGGCGCCGCCUUCCGCGACCUCGCCCUGUCGGAGACCAUCCAGGCCUGUCCGAAUCUGACCCACCUCGCUCUGCUUGGCUGUGACGGCGUGGGUUCCCUCUCCAUUGACCUGCAGCUGCUUGAGAAGUGCCGGCUCGACUUCCUCGGCCCCCGCAGCAGGACUCUCUCUGUCAGCUCCCCCAAGCUUCAUGCUCUGGAGAUCCAGGGUUUCAGCUGGGUCCUCCUCAAGCACACCCACUUCCUCCAGAGCCUCUCCAUCUCCAAGACCGCAGGUUUUUUUUUUUUUCUUCUUUUUCUUUUCUUUGGCUACUGUACGGAGGUUGAAGACGACCCAUGAAUGUUCGUUCUCUACGGUUCCAGGUAAGGUGGAGAUGGUGGAGAUGGAGAAGCUGCCGGUCCUCCAGUUCCUGUCGCUCAGAGGGGUCCAGUGGAGCUGGAACGCGGUAAGCUCCGUCCUGCACUGUGCCUCCGAGGUGAGGCACCUGGUUAUGAAGAUCGAAUUCAGCGGAGACUUCGAUCGGCUCCAGCCCUUCCCUCCCGUUGACCUCGUCCAGUUCUUCAACGCCCACCAGAAGCUCCGGGUCUUCGAGAUCCACGGCGCCAUGUUCGCCGCUCUCUGCCAGAAGGACAGCCUACAGAGUGUGUGUACUUGAUCUCUCUCUCUCUCUCCCUAGCUCGCUUGCUUCUUCUUCUCCCUCAAGUUCCCCGUCGGUUGACCAGCCGCCUCUCCGUCCUUUUGCAGCUGGACUCCAGAUUUGGCAUCCCAUGGCUGGAGGAAGUAGUGAUCACCGUGAGGUCUCCUCUGAACGCAGAGCAGAAGCUGAGCACCCUAGAGUCGCUGGUCAAGCAUAGCCCCCGGCUGAGGAGGAUGAUCAUCAGAAUCUCCCAGAUGAAGAACUGCAACGAGAUGGCGGAUGAUUUCUUCGAGGACAUAUGCAGGUUCAGAGGCAUGAAUAGCAAGAAAGUCUACAUCGAAUGA
Messenger RNA from Spirodela intermedia, 1452 nucleotides. The record is from the annotation of a GenBank genome assembly. NCBI's taxonomy places the organism in Eukaryota, Viridiplantae, Streptophyta, Magnoliopsida, Alismatales, Araceae.